Oncorhynchus tshawytscha (Chinook salmon) is the source of this 612-nucleotide messenger RNA. RefSeq names its product ring finger protein 216 (gene rnf216). The record is from RefSeq and is a predicted model, not a curated record. NCBI's taxonomy places the organism in Eukaryota, Metazoa, Chordata, Actinopteri, Salmoniformes, Salmonidae.
GAGAGCUGCAGGAAGUGCCGUGUCCAGUGGAAGGAGCAUGCUGGGAAGUCAUGUGACCAGGUCAUGGAACGAGAUGAGAUACGCAUGAGGGUGGCCUUUGAGGAGCGGAUGACAGCAGCUCGGGUCAGGAAGUGUGUGAAGUGUGGAACAGGUCUGGUGAAGUCUGAGGGAUGUAACAGGAUGUGGUGUCGUUGUGGAAGCUACAUGUGUUACCUGUGCCGAGAGCCAAUCAGUGGAUACAACCACUUCUGUCAGCACGCCCGUUCCCCUGGCGCUCCCUGUAGGCACUGCCGCAAGUGCUCUCUCUGGACAGACCCCACGCAAGAUGACGAGCGCAUCAUUCAGGACAUUCAGAAAGAGGGCGAGAAAGAGCUCAACAAGAAGAACGCAGAGACUUCAGGGAAGAGAGUGGGCCCGCCCCCGGAACCUGUGGUGGUUGCUAAGCGACCUCGAGCAGCCCCCCCUCCGCAGGCGGUGCGGGCGCCCUUGUUGGUCCCUCCUCGUGUCAUUCUGCCUCAUCGCCAACCCCUGCCCCCCGCCCCCUACGUGCCCCCACUCCUCCACCUACCCCCUCAACUACCACCCCCCUCAACCAGGUCAACAACAACCUGA